Molecule: messenger RNA, 4665 nt
Organism: Etheostoma cragini (Arkansas darter)
Lineage: Eukaryota; Metazoa; Chordata; Actinopteri; Perciformes; Percidae
Gene: cntn1b
Product: contactin 1b
Exons: 24
Coding region: 245-3373 (1042 amino acids)
Biological process (GO): brain development; cell-cell adhesion
Molecular function (GO): cell-cell adhesion mediator activity
Source: RefSeq, a predicted model, not a curated record
GCUGCCAUCCAGGGGUGUCACUCGGCCGCUUUCCUCCAAUAGAAAAGUUCAUAUGAACGGGACGCUCCGGCUGCGGGUGGGCUUUGGGCCGAUGCGUUUCGGGUCCAGGUGUGCAAUGCGGACAGUGUACUGAGAUUUCCCAUUCUCCCUCAAAGUUUAUGUCCUGUCCAUCAACUUCUUCUUCGUCUCCCUGUGCCCAUCUGCCUAGCUCACGUGGCUGCAAUAAGUGGGUUUGUUGAACGCCAUGGCUUCCACUGCUUUACUGCUGCUGGCCCUCUCCUCUUCAGUUUCCCUCACAGUGGCGGUCCUAUUUGGCGAGCCUAGAAUUUUUGGAGAUGACGCCACUGGAUAUGGCCCCAUCUUUGAGGAGGAGCCUGUAGAUGUGGUGUACACUGAAGACUCACCCGAUGGGAGAAUCUCCAUGAACUGCAGGGCACGAGCGAACCCACCCGCCUCAUACAGGUGGCGCCGUGAUAACUGGGAAAUCAAGCUGAUGGAGCAGCCGGACGAACACUACAGCCUCGUGGGGGGGAACCUGGUUAUCACCAACCCCAGACAGAAGAAACACGCUGGGACGUACGUCUGCGUUGCCAGGAAUAUCUACGGCACCGUCAUCAGCAAGGAGGCCAGGGUCAAGUUUGGAUUUAUGGAGGAGUUUCCCCAGGAGGAAAGAGACCCAGUGUAUGUCAAAGAAGGACAGGGAGCUGUUCUGCUGUGUGCCCCUCCCAAAGCCUGGCCACAGGAGGUGACCUACCGCUGGAUCUUCAAUGAGUUCCCGAUUUUCCUGCACACAGACCGCCGACGGUUUGUCUCCCAGAAGACGGGGAACCUGUACAUCUCCAAAGUGGAAUCUCAGGAUGCAGGAAACUACUCCUGUUUUGUUUCCAGCCCCAUCACCGGGAAGAGCGUCUUCUCCAAGUUCAUUCCCCUCAUCCCCUUACCCCCUGACGAUGGUGAGGAGAGAAAAUACCCAGCAGACAUCAGGGUGAAGUUUCCAGAUACUACCGCCAUGCUGGCCUCUAAUAUCACAAUGGAGUGCUUUGCUCUGGGAAACCCCAUCCCUCAUAUUGUUUGGAGGAAGGUGGACCACACAGACCUCCCACCAAACCAUGAGAUCAGUGAAUCAGGAGCUGUGCUUCAUCUGUACAAUGUACAGUACGAAGAUGUUGGAGGAUAUGAGUGUGAAGCUAUCAACACUAAAGGAAAGGACUGGCACAAGGCCUGGCUGUACGUGGAGUCUGCUCCAGAAUGGGCGGAAACCAUCAACAACACUCAGAUCGACAUCGGCUCAGAGCACACCAUGCGCUGUGUGGCAUCAGGAAAGCCCUUCCCUUUCAUCCGCUGGUACAAAGAUGGAUAUAUGUAUGGGAAGGGGGAGUUGAAGUUUUCCAGUCUCACUUUUGAUGACUCAGGAAUGUACCAGUGUAUCGCAGAGAACACCUGGGGCAUCAAAUACGCCAACGCUGAGCUGCGAGUCAUCUCCUGUUCUCCUACAUUCGAGUUCAACCCUGUAAGGAAGCAGCUUCUUGGAGCAAAAGACGGCCGUGUGGUGAUCGAGUGUAAACCCCGAGCUGCUCCUAGGCCGCGGUACACCUGGACGAAGGGGAAAGAGCUCCUCUUCAACAGUUCCCGCAUUUCCAUCCUGUUUGAUGGGAGUCUGGAGAUCCUCAACGCCACCACCAAUGAUGAGGGCAUGUACACCUGCUUUGCUGAGAAUGACAAAGGAAAGGCCAACAGCUCUGGCUAUCUCACCAUCACAGAGGCAACCAGCAUCACCAAACCACCCGAAGACACUGAGGUAAAGGUUGGGGAUGAGGUGAUUCUUAGGUGUGCCGCUUCAUACGACCCCAUGCUGGACAUCACAUUCAUCUGGUCCGUAGACUUCAGGGUCAUCGACUUUGACUCUGAGUGGCAACACUACGAACGCGACAUGAGUGAAGAUGGCAGCGGCGACCUGAGAAUAAAGAAUGUCCAAAUUUGGCACGAAGGUCGCUAUCACUGCACGGCUCAGACAGUGGUGGACAGCGAUACUGCAUACGCUGACCUCAAGAUUGUAGGUGUUCCUGGGCCUCCUGGUGUGAUCCGGGUGGAGGAGAUCGGGGACACGUGGGUGAAGCUGUUGUGGACUAAAGGAGCCGAGCACAACAGCCCCAUUCUCUCCUACACCAUUCAAACCAGACACUUCUGGGCCCUGAAUGAAGAUGACUGGAAGAAUGCCAGCACCAGUCCAACCUUUCUUGACGGCAAUGCGGAGAGGGCGGAAGUGACGGACCUGUACGCCUGGAUGGAGUAUCAGUUCAGGAUCAUCGCCACCAAUGAAUACGGCUCCGGAGAGGCCAGCAUCCCCUCCCUCAAGAUAAAAACCUGGGAUGCUUCUCCAGUUGUUUCUCCCACUGAUGUGGCGGGUUAUGGAGGUAGAAAUGGCGAGAUCGUCAUCACAUGGAAUCCCGUGCAGCCGUGGUAUUUCUACGGGAAAAAGUUUGGCUACAUCGUGGCAUUUAAGCCUCACGAUGCUUACGACUGGUGGUACGAGACCAUUUCGGACCCCGAAACGAGGCGUUACGUUCACAGGGACUCCUACUUCAUUCCCACUGAUGAAGAUUUCCAGGUCAGAGAGUUUCAGGUGAAGAUCAAGUCGUUUAAUGUUAAAGGAGACGGACCAUACAGCCUCACCAAGGUCAUCUACUACCCAAGAGAUGUACCUGUGGAGUCUCCGACAGACGUCUAUGCCAGACCGGUGUCCUCCACUGAAGCUCUGGUCUGGUGGUUGCCUGUGGUCGACACUGGUACAGGCCUUCAGCAGUACAUUGAAGGAUACCAGGUCAAAUACUGGAGGAAAUAUGAUGAUCCAGAGCCGGGAGCAAACCGUAUAUUUGUUUCAGCCACUGUCAACCAGACCAGAUUGGAGAACAUGCUGCCAGACUCGCACUACCUCAUUGAGGUCCGUGCCUUCAAUGGAGCCGGCCUCGGACCCCCUGGUGAACACUGCGAGAUGUUCACAAAGAGGCCACCACCACCAGAGCCUCCCAGGAUGUGGCGCUAUGUUACCUGGACAGGACAGUGGUUGUAUGUGUGGUGGGAUCAUAUCCAGUAUGACUGGUUUGGCAAUAUUUCCUUCCCCCUUUACUACAAGGUGAUGUUCAGAAAGACAGGCUACUACUAUGGAAAAGUCUACGUUACUGGCUGGCACUUCAUGGACUUUCCCAUGCCUCAGUUUGGAGACUAUGAGCUGAUGGUACGCGGCCGUUAUGAAGGGGGGGAUGGCCCAAUUAGGAAGAUUAGCAUUAAAGGUAAAGCAUCACUGAUUACGCCAACUCUAAGCCUGGCAUCUUUGGUGCUGCUGGCGCUGAGCAUUGUGGGAUUGGAAAUUUAAACCCUUCCACAAGUGACAUAUAAAUAAUAGACUCUGGAAAGUAAAUGUGUGGACCCAAGAGAUCCAGUCUUCACCGCCAAACACUCUUCACACGGAGGAGAGUCAUUGGUUAAGAUCCUACAUCAUGCAUCUGUUCUGUUGCAACACAAAACAGGAAGUUGUUUUUUACAAGAAAUAGGAUUGGUUGUUGGCCCUGAUCAUUUUUUUAAUGGAUUUUUUGUCUUUUUUGUCUUCUUUUUUUUUUUUUUUUAUGUUUUGGUCAGACAAAUACAAAACCGUAACGGUUACAAUGUGACAGUUACAUGAAUAUGAGUUACAUUAUGUCUUUUUUAGUAUUUGCCCAUUCUUUUAUAUUUUUUCUUUACAAAAUAUAAAAUAAAAUAAAGAGGAGUUUUCCGUCUGGCAACCUAGGAUUUGAUCACAACACAGCAGUGAACUGUGCCGGUCUCCUGCAUUGGCCAUGUCUGUUAACAAGAUCUUAAAUGUGUUCUGCCAAAUCCAGGCUUUCCUCUCAAAGCAAAAGCUAAAAUAAAUGACGACAGAUGUUGAUUUUUGGAUGAUAGGAUUAAGUACUUACACACACUGUGUUUGGAUGAAAACAAAAUCAUUUAAGUUACUUUAAAGUUGUUUAAUGAAUGGAAAAACAGCAUUUUUUUCACUUCUACAUUAUGCCCUGUUCCUCUUCUAUCAUUCAACUUUCUUUAUGUUGUUAUCCCUGUAUUCUGUUUGGAGAUGACUAAACACACAGUACCAAAGUAGAAUUUAACUCAUAGAGAGGGGAAAUGUUAUUUUACAAGCGUUAGAAAUUGCUCAGAUGUUCAGGCAAUUAAUAUGUAAAGAAUUUCUACAAUAAUAACUUUUUGGUUUGAAAUGAGAAGAGAAGGAUGUGUACUGCAUAUAGAUUUAAUGAACACUCCAUUGUCUUUCUUGGAGCACAGCAUAACACAUUUUAAACAAGCUUAUCUUCACAAUUGUGUGGACUUUUUUAGAUUUGUUUUUAAGAUCUUAUACGGUGCUGUGUGACAGGUAUAGAGAAUGCUUAUUUUAUAGAAUCUUAUUUUAAAUUGUCAUCCUUAUUAGAAUCAUGUGCAUAAACAAGUAAAGUAUGAGUUCUAGCUGCACCAAUUAAAGCCAUAUAACCUGGAUGACAACUUCUUAUUGAGAAAAAUGUUUUCUGAAAGUGAAAAUGUAAUAUUGGAAUGAUGAGGCCAGGGUUGGAUUCCUUAAUAAUACAUGUAUGUAUGUGAAUUUCUUUAUGUCAGGCUGCAAAAUCAUUAAACGGAGUACAACAA